Molecule: messenger RNA, 2458 nt
Organism: Alexandromys fortis (reed vole)
Lineage: Eukaryota; Metazoa; Chordata; Mammalia; Rodentia; Cricetidae
Product: olfactory receptor 13A1-like
Exons: 2
Coding region: 224-1147 (307 amino acids)
Biological process (GO): G protein-coupled receptor signaling pathway
Cellular component (GO): membrane
Molecular function (GO): G protein-coupled receptor activity; olfactory receptor activity; odorant binding
Source: RefSeq, a predicted model, not a curated record
AUGGCUACCACCAGAAGGCUGGGCUGUGUUUUCAACUCCAUGGAAGGUGAGGAUCAUUUUUUGAACAUCAGCAUUAAACUCUGGACAAUAGGCACCCAUCACAAGAAUUUCUACUCACACCUGGCUGCACCCUUAGUGAGAUGAUAGACACUCUACACCCUGCGUCUCCUUGACCAUACCCACCUGUGUCACAUUAACUCCCAGAAGCUCAGUCUCAAAAACAAUGAACAACUAUACGGAUGUGGCAGAGUUCGUCCUGCAGGGAGUCUCUGGGGAUCCUUGGUUCCAGGCUUCUUUCUUGGCCUUUUUCUCCAUUUUCUAUACUAUGGCUGUUACAGGAAACACCCUCAUUUUCAUGGCCAUCAGCCUGAACCCAAGUCUUCACACCCCCAUGUACUUCUUCCUUGCAAACCUGGCUCUGAUGGACAUUGCCUGUACAUCCACUGUUCUUCCCAAAAUGUUGGAAGGUCUGGUGGGGAAAGGCAGCCACAUCUCUUAUAAGGGAUGCUUGACCCAGAUUUUCUUCCUAUCCUGGGUUCUGGGGGCUGAGCUGCUGCUGCUCACAACCAUGGCCUAUGACCGCUAUGUGGCCAUCUGUCGCCCACUGCACUACAGCAUGCUGAUGAGUCGGCCCAUCUGUGUCCUGCUGGCGGGCAGUGUGUGGGCCAUCAGUGCAAUCAACUCAUCUGUGCAUACUGGUCUGUUAGUACGACUCCAUUUCUGUGGCCCCAACCAAAUCCGCCACUUUUUUUGUGAAAUCCCAGCACUGCUACUGCUGUCUUGCAGCCCGACCACCCUCAACAACAUCAUGGCUAUCAUUGCUGAUGUUUAUUUUGGUGUGAUCAACUUCCUGUUUACCAUGGUAUCCUACAGCUUCAUCAUCGCCAGCAUCCUACGCAUCCGCUCUGCCGAGGGUAAGAGGCGCGCUUUCUCCACCUGCUCUGCCCAUCUGGUGGUGGUCACCUUGUAUUACUCCACUAUCAUCUAUGCCUAUGUGCAGCCUGGAUCUGGAUCCUCCAUGGAAAAUAGCAAGGUGGCUGCCUUAUUGUACACAGCAGUCAGCCCUACUCUGAAUCCCCUCAUUUACUCUCUGAGGAAUAAAGAUGUCAAAGUGGCCCUCAGAAAGGUGUUUCCCCGCAUCUGUUGAGGAGAUAGAAAACACUGGUGUGGCUUGAUCCAGCUGUUGAUGAACUAGUUGGAACCUAUGACUAAGAAUCUGAUUCCAUGGGAAGGAACAGAGUGAAAUUUCUGUGACAGAUGUAUUCACAAUGUGCCUGUCUUGGAGGAGCCACUGGUCAUUUCUUUUUGUUAGCUUGAGCAUCCAGGUUUGGGACAAACUGAAUGUUUGUAGUCUGGUGUCACUGAUGUAGGGAUUUUGGGAUCCUAUGUUGGUGAAACUCAUCCAGACCCUGAUUUAACUUCAGAAGAACUGUGUCUGGUUGGGGGAGAACGUAGAGUGGGGGGGGAGGAGAAAGGAAGAAGGGUAGGGGCAAGGAGAACUUGAGGGAAUGGUAUGGUUAAGAUGGAGGGAGGACAGCGAUGGAAGCAUGGAAAGAGAUAUCUUGAUUGAGCGAGCCAUUAUGGGGCUGGCAAGAGACCAGGAAUUGUAGAGACUCCUAGGAGUCCACAAGGAUGACCCCUGCUAAGAACCUAAGAAAUAGAGGAGAGAGUACCCAAACCGGCUUUGCCCUAUAGUCAGAUAAAUAUCUUUUUUAAGAAACAAAUUAUAGGCUAAAACAAUCAUAUUUCAAUAGCUAUAAUUACUUAAAUGUCAUCACAGAACCUUCAUCCAGUGGCUGAUGGAAGCAGAGGCAGAAGCCUGCAGCAGAGCACUAGCCUGAGCUUCCAAAGUCCAGUUGAAGAGUGGGAGGAGCAAUAAUAUGAGCAAAGGGGUCAAGACCUUAAUGGAAACACGCACUGAAACAGUUUACCUGAGCUAACGGGAGUUCACCAACCCCAGCUGGACAGGGAUGAUCAGCAUAGGUCCCAACUAGUGCCUCUGAAUGUGGGUAACAAUUGACUGCAGGCCACUGGCAGUGUCACCAGGAUUUGUUCCUAUUGCUUGUUCUGGAUUUUGGGGACCCUGUUCUCUUUGGAUGGAUGCCUUGCUCAGCCUGGAUAUAGUGUGGAGGACUUUGGACCUUCCCCAAAGCAAUGUACCUUGUCCUCUCUGAGCAGUGGGUGGUGGGUUGUGUGGGAGGAUAGGUUGAGGAAAUGGGAGGAUGGGAGGGAGGGAGAACUGGGAUUACUAUGUAAAAUGAAAGAAGAUAGUUUGUUUUAAUAUCUAAGAGAAAUACAAUGAAAGAAAUUACAAAAAGCAUUUAAUAAAUUCAAUGGAAACAAAAUAAUAUACGUAAUUCAGACUGUGUUUUUCAACCUUUUUGUGCUUUUUGAUAAUAUUUGAUAAUAUAUCUUUAAAGACUUUGCUUUUUAACCUAUUUCUUUUUAUGACUAUCUA